Molecule: messenger RNA, 1210 nt
Organism: Alosa sapidissima (American shad)
Lineage: Eukaryota; Metazoa; Chordata; Actinopteri; Clupeiformes; Clupeidae
Product: sushi, von Willebrand factor type A, EGF and pentraxin domain-containing protein 1-like
Exons: 11
Coding region: 1-873 (290 amino acids)
Source: RefSeq, a predicted model, not a curated record
AUGAGGUUUAUUUUGGGCGUUGUGUUACACUGUCAAUUUUACACCACGAUACCGCAAGCGGAAUGUCCAGUUCCACGGGUCCUUGAAUACAGCGUUAUUUUGUCAAGUGAGGCAGUUCUACGGAACGAAUUUCCAGAGGGAUCCCUAAUCACACUGGAGUGCGACAACGGGUAUGUUGCACAGGAAGGAUCCCACACCAUAACCUGUCUAAGCGGCAAUUGGACUGAAGUGAAGUUGAGAUGUACAAGGAAAGAUUGUGGACCCCCCAAAGUGAUUCCACAUCUAACAUUUUUGUAUCAGAAUGGAAAAAAUGCAACAUAUUUUACGGAUCGAAUAACAGCAGUUUGUGAGCAGGGUUUCCAGCUUGUGGGAUCAAGUUUCUGGCAAUGUCUCAACCAUGGCUGGAAAGGGAGGUCAAUCUGUGAAGAGAUUGUGUGUGGUGAGGCUCAGAAUGACACUUUACCUGUUCUUGAAAAUGGACGUGUCGUCAAAGCUCCUCUUCACAAAGAACACAUUACGUUUGGUGACUCCAUUCAGUAUAGCUGUAAUGACGACUACCAUCUCACUGGAAAUGAUACCAUCAAAUGCACUGAGAAUGGCUACACCAACCUGCCCAAAUGUGAAAGAAAGAGGUUUCAGCAUCCAAGCAAGACACCCAUGAAAGAGCAAAAUGAGUCAUCAGUUUCUGAGUCAACUGGAACCAUCAUAGCUGUAUUUGGGGCUGUAUUUGGCAUUGGCUUAUGUGUUAUAUUAUGCCUAUGUUAUAAGGACAAGAACAAAGGUUCUUAUGACACACAAGAGGAGAGAAACAAGAUGGGAGAUCUCACAAAAAGAAAGUCUGACUCACUCCAAGGUCACUUGGUUGCUGUCUGAAAUGUUAUAGGGGGGAACCUCAGGGCCAUCAUCUAUUAUUCUGACUGACAGUGACAACUAUCAAUUGCUUUUCAAAAGAAUUUGUACAAUGAAAUAAGAUUAAUAUUACGAUUUCAAAUAUAUGUUUUUUUAUUUAUAUUGCAUCUUUGCAGUAAAAUGAUUCUAAAUCUACAGUAUCUGUUGCUUUCCUGUUCUCAGGGAAGGAGACUCCAGGGGCCUAUUGCACAAAACUAGGAUAAGGGAUUAAGCCAGGAUAUCUUGGUUAUCCUGGCUCAAUUUAUCCAUGAUCCAGUUGCACAAAAGCGGGAUAGGGGGCAGCAGGAUAUGUUAUGGUAUA